Prunus armeniaca (apricot) is the source of this 648-nucleotide messenger RNA. The record is from the annotation of a GenBank genome assembly. NCBI's taxonomy places the organism in Eukaryota, Viridiplantae, Streptophyta, Magnoliopsida, Rosales, Rosaceae.
AUGCAUGAAGAAGAACAACUUCAUGAUGACAAAAAGACAGGCAGUGACGCCUUAAAACAGGCUGGAGAAGUACUUGGCCAGUGCGCUCAAAGUGCAAUGGAUGUUGAAGUUCUUUGCAUGGAUCAUUUAAGAAAAAGUAGUGAUACUAGAGACUCCACUUCUGAAGCUGCAACUCUAUGUAAACCAGGAAAAACCCAUGCAUUGAUAAGAGAUGAAGCUCAAGUUUUAUCAAGUGCUGAUCCUAAAGCAACAGAAACCCCUCAUUUAGGCAGAUCACUUCCUUAUUUGGACUUGUCUGUUAUCCCCACUGAUUCAUGUGGCACUGUGGAAUGCAAUGUUGACUUAAACUUGAGUUCUCAGAAGCAACCUGACCUGGUUGCGCCAAAAACUAUGUGGGACUCCUUGGAUUCUACUAGCAGAAAUAAUGCCACUGUAUUGCAUGAACUGUCUCCUCCAGAAAUCUGCAAAGAUGAUGAUAAAGUUAGUCCUCUAUUUUCCAAGGAAAUUACACCAAAAAAACAGUGUAUGCAGCUAUUUUCAGAAGAAAAAACCAGUGACAUUUUUCGCUCAGUGACAACACAGCCUGUGGCGGCGGCUUCUAUAGCUUCAGGACAAAGGAGAAAUUCUUCAGUUGGGAGGCAAAAAUAA